Dovyalis caffra is the source of this 576-nucleotide messenger RNA. The record is from the annotation of a GenBank genome assembly. Lineage: Eukaryota; Viridiplantae; Streptophyta; Magnoliopsida; Malpighiales; Salicaceae.
AUGUCCUCCGCCGCUGUUGCAUCUCAGUCAAAGGCCAAAGCCAAUCCCUCAAAAUCGAAGAGACCAGCAGCCGCAGCCUCUGGUGGUGCCAAGAAACCCAGAGCCCACCCUACUUAUCAUGAGAUGGUUAAGGAGGCUAUUGUGGCUUUGAAGGAGAGGACUGGAUCGAGCCAGAUCGCGAUUGCUAAGUUUAUUGAAGAGAAGCAGAAAUCUAACCUCCCUGCAAAUUUCAAGAAAUUGUUGCUUGUUCAAUUGAAGAAACUUGUUGCUGGUGGCAAGCUUGUUAAGGUCAAGAACUCCUUCAAGCUCCCUCCUAAGUCUUCUAAUACUGAUGCUACUGCUGUUAAGAAAGCCGCUACAGCGAAGCUUAAGGCUCAGUCUAAGCCGAAGAGUACAUCAGUGAAGAGCAAGGUUGUGGCUAAGCCGAAGAAGGCGGCGAAGACUGAGGCUGUUAAGUCCCAGGCGAAGAAGGCCGUUGUCGCGGCUAAGAAGAAGACUCCGGUGAAGAAGGUUGUUAAGAAGCCCAAGAGUAUUAAGUCACCGGUGAAGAAGGCAGCUAAGAAGGCUAAGAAGUGA